Molecule: messenger RNA, 1881 nt
Organism: Penicillium maclennaniae
Lineage: Eukaryota; Fungi; Ascomycota; Eurotiomycetes; Eurotiales; Aspergillaceae
Exons: 5
Coding region: 1-1881 (626 amino acids)
Biological process (GO): transmembrane transport
Cellular component (GO): membrane
Molecular function (GO): myo-inositol:proton symporter activity
Source: RefSeq, a predicted model, not a curated record
AUGAUGAAGGAAACUAUCACGCACGCGGAGUCGCCUAAUACGACCGGCGAUGACCACAAUGGUGCCGAGAAGGGCCAUGUCGAGCAAAUCGAUUUACACAACAAUAUCUCUGCCAAGAUCAAGAAUCCACUUGCUGAUCUGAGUCAGUCUCAAGUGCUCCGCGAUGUGGAGGACUUCGCUCAGGAGUACAACGUCACGGAUAUCUUGCCGGAGCUGAAGAAAGGAGCUCUGGUUGCUCGUGACCCUUCUGAUUACGAAGCGGUUUGUGACCUCACAGACCACGAGGUUUCUGCUCUACGUGAUGAAGUUCUUCACAAAUGGCGUCAACCCAAGGCUCUCUACUUUACCAUUAUUCUGUGCUCGAUUGGCGCUGCCGUCCAGGGAUGGGAUCAGACUGGUUCCAACGGUGCUAACCUGUCCUUUCCCGAUGCUUUUGGUAUUCCAGAAACGGCGAGCGUGAAGAACCAGUGGCUUGUUGGUAUUGUCAACGCUGCCCCGUACAUUGCAAGUGCCGUACUUGGAUGCUGGCUUUCCGAUCCCAUCAACCGCAUCUUGGGCCGUCGUGGUACAAUCUUCAUCGCUGCCAUCUUUUGUGUUUUGUCUCCUAUCGGCUCCGCGUUUACUCAGAACUGGCCCCAGCUGUUUAUCACCCGUCUGCUUCUUGGAAUCGGAAUGGGUCUGAAAGCUUCCACCGUCCCUGUCUUCUGUGCAGAGAAUACGCCUGCCCCAAUUCGCGGCGGUCUAGUCAUGUGUUGGCAGCUUUGGACGGCCUUUGGCAUCUUCCUCGGUUUCAGCGCUAACCUGGCAGUCAUGAAUACCGGUGCUUUGUCUUGGCGUCUGCAGCUUGGGUCCGCCUUCAUCCCAGCCGUGCCUCUUCUGUGCGGUGUCUACUUUUGCCCUGAGUCUCCUCGUUGGUACAUCCGACGAGGCGAAAUGGGCAAGGCUUACAAGUCUCUUUGCCGUCUUCGCAAUACACCGCUUCAGGCUGCGCGAGAUCUCUACUACAUUCAUGCCCAAAUCCAGAUUGAACAGGGCAUUAUUGGAGACAGCAACUAUGCUACUCGUUUCGUCGAGCUAUUUACUAUUCCUCGGGUCCGUCGCGCUACCCUUGCUUCGUUCACGGUGAUGAUUGCUCAGCAAAUGUGUGGAAUCAACAUCAUCGCUUUCUAUUCUAGUACCAUCUUUCAGCAAGCUGGCGCCAGUACCACCGGAGCUCUAUUUGCCUCGUGGGGAUUCGGUGCGGUGAACUUCCUGUUCGCCUUCCCGGCAAUUUGGACCAUCGAUACUUAUGGCCGCCGAGCUCUGCUUCUGUUUACCUUCCCUCAGAUGGCUUGGACCCUUCUCGCAGCUGGGUUUUGCUUCUGGAUCCCAGGAAACGGAGGUGCUCACUUGGCAGCCGUGGCUCUCUUUAUCUUCCUGUUUGCUGCAUUCUACUCUCCUGGUGAAGGCCCUGUGCCCUUUACCUACUCUGCUGAAGUCUUCCCACUGUCUCAUCGUGAAGUCGGUAUGUCGUGGGCUGUGGCAACCUGCCUAGGUUGGGCCGCAGUGCUCUCCAUCACCUUCCCACGCAUGCUCCACGCUAUGACUCCUACCGGAGCCUUUGGCUUUUACGCGGGCCUGAACGUGACUGCGCUGGUCAUGAUCUUCUUGUUUGUUCCCGAGACCAAGCAGCGCACUCUGGAAGAGCUCGACUACAUUUUUGCGGUCCCCACCCGGGUUCACAUGCAUUACCAAACCUUCAAGGCACUUCCGUGGUGGAUCAACAGAUACAUCCUCCGCCGGAAAGUCGAGCUUGAGCCACUUUACAACUUCGAUCACUUGGACACGCGUGAUCAAUCUGCACGAAGCCAGAGUAUUGUAUCUGAGACCGUCAAGGCGUAG